Messenger RNA from Thlaspi arvense, 481 nucleotides. Lineage: Eukaryota; Viridiplantae; Streptophyta; Magnoliopsida; Brassicales; Brassicaceae. The record is from the annotation of a GenBank genome assembly.
GACUGUCGGAAACGGAAAAAGUGGACGCAUGGCACUUGCUUACGGUAACUAUCAUCCAGCAGACGACGUGAUCCGAGCAAGUGUGCCUAAGCUGGAUCUAGACUCAACCUUUGAGCAAAAGAACAACAUUGCAAAAACAGUUGAGAGUGAGCUUGAUAAGGGUAUGUCUCAUUACGGGUAUGAGAUAGUACAGACGCUUAUUGUGGAUAUCGAACCUGAUGUGCACGUCAAGAGAGCAAUGAAUGUGAUCAAUGCAGCUUCAAGAAUGAGAGAGGUGGCGACUGAGAAAGCUGAGGCAGAGAAGAUACUACAGAUCAAGAGAGCCGACGGAGAAGCUGAAUCGAAAUACCUUUCAGGUCUGGCCAUUGUGGAUGGUCUGAGGAACAACGUGCUCACCUUCUCUGAGUCUGUUCCAAGGACAUCUUUGAAAGACGUCAUGGACAUAGUUCUGACCACUCAUUACUUUGACACAUUGAAGGAA